AAGAAAAAGAAAAUCUACUCUGAAAACAAUCAGGCAAAACGCACAAGGAGAAGAAAGCAAAAAGUAUGUUUUAUUUGAAGGAUGCAGUAUCCUCAAAACAAGAAUUGCAAGAAAAGAAAGCCAUAUAAACGGGUUUCUACAGUAUAACGACGGACACGCACCUAGGUACCCAACCCACCGUGUAUCAUAAACUUGUCGGAAGAGGAAAUUAAUAAGAAGAAAGCGGAAAAAACAUUUUUGGAUUAUUUUAGAAGUUUAUGGGAAAUAACAAAAGCAUGAAUCAAGCAUCUAAUGCCUCGGGUACUACACAUACGACAAUGACUUUGUUGGAUGAUGGCAAUAGUUCAAUUAGUAGCACGUCGCUACUGGCUAAUGGUAUCACCCUCGAACUGGAAGAUGAUCUGGACAGUAAUAGAACGUUUUCGCAGGCCUCUCAAAGUUACAGCGGCAGCGUAGAGAAGAUGCGUCAAAAUGUUUCCACUAGUUUGAUUAUGAUCACACAUCGCAUUUAUAAUUAUUGCAAAAGAAAAUUUAUUGAAUAUGAGCAUUUACCUACAGCUACGUGUGAAGAUAUAUGCAUUGAGUUCAGUCGGAACAUGGGCAUAUUACCCAAUACUCGUUAUCUGUUUGGUUUACGUGUAUUGGAGGCAAAUCAGGUUGACGAAUGGGUAUUACCCGGUCAACCACUUCGUCCCGAUGUUACAUAUUGCUUUCGAAUGCGAUUCAAGGUACCAUCUUUAGAACUUUUACAAAUUAUGGACCGUGCCUCCUACGAAUACUUGUACAAUCAAAUGCGUUAUGAUGUUGUAAAGGAAUGCAUACCCGACAUCCGAUAUCCAUUUAAAAAGGAUAAUGUUAUGGGUUUGGGUGCUAUGAACAUGUGCAUUGAUUUGCUUGAGCAAAGAGAAUCAGCUGAACGUAUUGAAAAGAAUUAUAAAAGCUAUUUGCCACAGCCGUUGGUCAAAACUCAUAAAAUAUUCAGUCGACGUAAAAUUUGCCAGACGUUUCGUCAUUUAUGUAGACGACAACUUGAUUUAGCUGAUGUCAAACUUAAUUAUGUACGUGAGGUAAACAAUUUGGCUCCGGAUUAUCUACUAGAAACUUUUGCUGGUUUGGUCGACUAUAUACCGGGCGAUAAAUUAACGCCACAUACGAAUAUAGUUGGUAUAUUGAAUCCUACCGAGGCCAAGGUUUUCAUUAAACUAGAUUUGUUUGACACAAUUGAACCGGGUUUGAAAGUGGCUCGUAUAACCAGCAAAGAGAAAUUGGAGUGGAUUCUUGUCAGCAAGUUGGAAAACAUUUACGCUUUAUGCGUAAAAAGCAAUAAUUUACAAACUCCUUACGCUCGUUUAGAAAUAACUGGUAUGCCGCACGGAUAUCGUAUACAAUUUGAGGGAAAAAUUCAGUUAGAAUCCUUUAUAUCUUACAUAUCAGGAUAUAUGAGAUUAACUACAAAAUGGAUGCUGGAUUUAUGUGUGCAAUAUAUAACACCGUCUUUGGCUGAAUUGUUCGCUAUAGACUGUCACGGUCCAAUAGGCGGCACUGUUUCAUUUGCCAAGAUACGUGAAAGGCGCAACAAUUGCGGCAGUUACAUUGUACGGCAAUGUGAAAAAGAAUACAACACCUAUUACAUAGAUAUAAACACAAAAUCUAAUCGUGCUGGCUUGCAGCCGGAGAGGUACAAAACUGAGACAUAUAAAAUUACUAAAAAAUUAUGUACAGUGAACAAUGGCAUCACAACCAAUCCACCCGUUAAAUGGAUUUUGCAUUAUAAUAGCACGCGGAAACCAUUUGAUAAGCUCGCAGAUUUGGCCCAAUUUAUACCUGCAGAAAGUGAACAAAGAUUUCGUAUUAAGCCAUCGGAGUAUGAUAAAUCUAAUCUCUUAACUAUAUGUUCGCCAAAAAAAGUUCAAUCCAAUGAAACGGAAACUGAGUUAAAUGAAGCUGAGCUGCAACGUAAACGUGUUCAAAUUCUGGAUCCACCACGCGAUCUGCAAUGGUAUCAAAAUUCAUCAAGUGAAUGUGAUAAUGGACGGAUGAUUAAAAUGCGUGCAGAUUGGGUGCAAGAAGGUGGCUUUAAAGAUGUAAAUGUUACAUUAAAAGUACUUAAGUAUGAUGAAGAUUUUCCGAAAUUUAUGAAUUUAUCCAAUACAUGGAGUCGCAUUUAUUCACCGUAUAUUAUAAAAUUAUAUGGAUUAACUUUAACUACUCCGUACACGAUGGUUAUGGAAUAUUCAAAAUUUGGUCCGUUGAAUGAAUUCCUGCAGCAUUAUAAAUCGAAAAUUUCUUUGCAUCAAUUAUUGGAUGUGGUUCACGGUUUAGUGCGCGGCAUUGUUUAUUUGCAAGAGCAUGGUAUUAUACACGGAUUCAUUCGAUGUUCAAAUUUGCAUGUUACAAAGUUUGAUCCCAAGAAUCAAUUAUUAGAGGCGAAAAUCGGCGAUCACGGUUUCCCUCGACCAUAUCGGCGCGAUGAAUUACCUUGGAUACCAUUCGAGUAUCAUAAUAAUCUUAGCCUUGCUGAAAAACAUCUCGAUAUAGAUUUAUGGGCUUUUGCUACAACGAUUUGGGAGAUUUUCGCACGCGGUCAAUCGAUUGGCCACGUAACCAGUGAAAGUUUACGGCAAAAUUAUAAUCGCUACGGCGGCAUAUUGCCGAUACCAUCAGAUGAUUGUCCGCCUGAAAUGUUUGAGGUGAUGAUGGAUGGCUGGAGUACAGAACCUGACACGCAUACACAUAAAAAUUUCAACCAUAUGCAAAUAUUCCAACGUCUGAUAUUCAUAAAAGAGAAUCUUGAUGAAGAUUAUUCCACUAUUGAAUGGCCAGAUGAACUAAUGGAUGCCGAUCAAGUUAAUGAUUCCAAUAACGGCGAGGGACAUAAUCAACACCUGAAUGGUAUGCGUCACAACGGUUUUGGAUUAGAUGGUAAAAAGCCAAGUAAUUAUCGGAGUUAUUUUGAUACAACACCCUCGGUACUGGAAAUUAAAAAUGGUAAAGUUAUAUUCAAAAAUAAAAUCGGCGAAGGCCACUAUGGUACUGUACAUUUGGGUGAAGUGCGUUAUAAUACACCGAUAAAUGCCCGAGAACUGGUGGCAAUAAAGACUCUAAAAUCGCUAAGAGCUCCCCAACUGAAUGAUGAUUUCAUGCGUGAAAUAGAAAUUAUGGAGACAUUGGACCAUCCAAACAUUGUGAAAAUUAAACAUUGGAUACAACGGCCGUUUUGCAUUAUUAUGGAAUAUUUAGAAAGUGGUUCAUUCUUGGUAUAUCUCACCUCACGUAAACCAAAUUUAACUAAUCAGAAAUUAUUAGGUUUUGCUCUAGAUAUAGCUCGGGGCAUGGACUACUUGGUUAGCAAGAAUGUAAUACAUCGUGAUUUGGCUGCACGUAAUAUAUUAGUAGAUCGUGAUAGCGUAAAAAUCUCCGAUUUUGGUUUAGCUCAAAGGGCUGACUCCGACGGUUAUUAUAUAGCUCAUACUAAUAGGGAAAUACCUAUUAAAUGGUAUUCACCCGAAGCCAUUAAAAAAGAUGCCAAAUUCUCUUUCCAAUCAGAUGUUUGGUCAUAUGGUGUAACGCUGUUUGAAAUGUUCUCGAGAGGCGAAUCGCCAAAUUUAGAUCCAGACAAGGAACUAACACAGGAUGAAUUCUUGCAAAGACUGGAAAGGGGGGAUCGGUUACGACAACCAUCUCUCUGCCCUGAUUAUGUUUAUGAACGCUUAAUGCUACCAUGUUGGCAUAGUAAUCCGAAAAUGCGACCCACCUUUAGGAUGGUAAUCGGAAAUAUCCAGUCAAUUAAAAAUGAAACUUGCAAUUUUUUACCAAAGUCAGAGCUUAGUAUAACACCAUCUUCAUCACCUGCCAGUACUACGCCAAAUUAAACGGUUACAUAUGCGGUAUUUACACCGAUGGAAUUUACUACCUUUUAUGAUAAUGGUAAUUAUAUUGCGCACGAAGAAAUGAAAUUUUUAAUCUCUAUAGUUUUUAUAAGAAAGUCUUUAAAACAGCCACAUUUAUACGAUCGUUAUUAUAAUAAUGCUUAUAUUUAUUUUAAUCAUUUUGUUUUUAAAUUAAAUGUUAAAAUAU
Messenger RNA from Glossina fuscipes, 4077 nucleotides. It is a transcript of the gene hop, whose product is annotated as tyrosine-protein kinase hopscotch. The coding region runs from base 258 to 3872 and encodes 1204 amino acids. Gene Ontology annotation, molecular function: ATP binding; cytokine receptor binding; non-membrane spanning protein tyrosine kinase activity. The record is from RefSeq and is a predicted model, not a curated record. Gene Ontology annotation, cellular component: cytoskeleton; cytosol. NCBI's taxonomy places the organism in Eukaryota, Metazoa, Arthropoda, Insecta, Diptera, Glossinidae. The transcript is spliced from 15 exons. Gene Ontology annotation, biological process: peptidyl-tyrosine phosphorylation; cytokine-mediated signaling pathway; intracellular signal transduction.